This is a messenger RNA of Hylaeus volcanicus, 884 nucleotides long. RefSeq names its product ADP-ribosylation factor 4-like. Lineage: Eukaryota; Metazoa; Arthropoda; Insecta; Hymenoptera; Colletidae. Gene Ontology annotation, cellular component: cytoplasm. Gene Ontology annotation, molecular function: GTP binding; GTPase activity. The transcript has 6 exons. The coding region runs from base 140 to 685 and encodes 181 amino acids. Gene Ontology annotation, biological process: vesicle-mediated transport; intracellular protein transport. The record is from RefSeq and is a predicted model, not a curated record.
AAUUACUCGCGUAACUGUUCCUUUUUUUUUUAAAGUAUCGUACAAGACGAAAGCUAGUUAAAAAAACGUUAUUAACUUGUAGGUUUUUUGUCUCAAGCGUUUUUUUAAAUAGUUGAGAAAGACGUUGAUUGCAAGAAAAAUGGGUCUUGCAUUAGGAAAACUUUUUUCAAGGUUUUUUGGUAAAAAGGAGAUGCGCAUUCUUAUGGUCGGAUUAGAUGGCGCUGGGAAAACGACCAUUUUGUAUAAGCUAAAACUUGGAGAAGUUGUAACAACAAUUCCAACCAUCGGCUUUAAUGUUGAAACAGUUGAAUACAAAAAUAUAUGUUUUACUGUGUGGGAUGUUGGUGGUCAAGAUAAAAUUCGACCUCUUUGGAGACAUUAUUUCUCUAACACGCAAGGACUUAUUUUUGUCGUUGACUCCAAUGAUAGAGAACGAAUUGAAGGAGCUCGAGAAGAACUUCAUAGAAUGUUACAAGAAGACGAAUUACGUGAUGCAAUUCUUCUUCUUUUUGCUAAUAAGCAAGAUCUUCCUAAUGCAAUGGCAGCUGGAGAAAUCACAGAAAAACUUCAUUUACAAUUAAUUCGUAAUCGAAAUUGGUUCAUCCAGUCUACAUGUGCUACAACCGGCGAUGGUCUCUAUGAAGGUUUGGACUGGUUAUCUUCCACACUUGCACGCAAAAGUUGAAACUAACAAUCUCCCGCUCCCCCCCGAAAAAUUAAGUAUAGACUAUUAAUUAUUGAUAUAUAUCAAUUAAUUUUUAUUUUAUUAAGAAAAAAAAAAUGACGUGCUCUUUUUUUUGAAUUCGAUAAAACUUACUUUUGUUGAGUAACACAAGUUGUAUUUUUUUUUUGGCUUGUGCUUAAUUUGAACAUUUGAAAAGAAA